Alternaria postmessia is the source of this 1662-nucleotide messenger RNA. RefSeq lists its product as uncharacterized. The coding region runs from base 1 to 1662 and encodes 553 amino acids. The transcript has 3 exons. The record is from RefSeq and is a predicted model, not a curated record. NCBI's taxonomy places the organism in Eukaryota, Fungi, Ascomycota, Dothideomycetes, Pleosporales, Pleosporaceae.
AUGGACAGGGAUCGUGAGCGAGACAGAGACCGAGGAGACCGAAGAGAUGAUAGGUACUCCAACACAUACCGUCCUCGUUCCCCUGGCCCACGUCCACGCUCUCCACGCGGCGACAGCUAUCGAGCACGCUCACCUCCUCCCCGUCGCAGUUCGCCUCCUCGCCGUGUCUCACCCAUUCGCCGCGGUAUAGCAUCGGCUGAUACAUAUGUUCCUGGUGGCCGCUCGUCGCGUCCUCGCAGUCGGUCGCCAGCUUUCCGAAGAAGAUCUCGAAGCCCACGUCGCGAUGACAACUGGAGGGCACGUCCUCGAUCACCACCUCGCCGAGCAUUCUCACCGCGACGGGACGAACCUAGAAGGGACGAACCUAGACGGGAUGACUACAGGGCAAGGUCGCCGCCACCGCGACGAGAUCGCGAUCAGUACGACUCGUACACUCGCUCUCCACGCCCACGCGAGAGGUCUCCACCGCCCAGAGAGCGCGAUGUUUCUCCAGCCAGGAGCCGUGGCGUGCGUUCGCCUGUCCGUUCGAGCCGGUACGAAGAGCCGCGCUCUCGAGUAAACAGCCCCCCUCCUCGCCGCUACUCCCCUCUCCGCGACACUCGGGACACACGCGACUACCGACGCCGCUCGCCCUCUCCAAGGCGCGACCGUCCUGACCCUUACACUGCGGAUACCUGGAGAAGUCGUAGGUCCCCUUCGCCUGCGCGACCGACUUACGCUUCAAAUGAUGCAUCGGGUAGGGAUUCUGCGGCAACGUCUCGUCGCUCUUCCCCGCCACCUAUCCAUCCUAGCCGGGCUGCACUGGUAGAAGACCGACCAGCUCGAGAGCCCGUCUCAGCACCGCGAUCGCCGUUCCGUGAGCGCCUCCCCGACAGAGGACGGGACUACAGUCGCGAGCGAGAGCGUUCGCCUCCACGCCGUCGGGAAAGCCCUCCUACGGGACCGCGCGGAGAUAGGGACUUUGCGCCGCCUACUGGACCAUCUUCCUCUUCAUACCGCAAUGGUGACAGUAACUUUGCCAGAGCUCCACCAACAGGGCCUUCCAGCCGGAGCUAUCCCUCCCCUGCGAUUUCGCCUCCCGCUGGCCCGUCAAGCCUGGCAUCACAACCUCCUGCCUUUCCUCGGGGCAACAACCCUGUGCUAGCAGCGCCAACACGACCGCGAGGUGGUGGUCGUGGUGGGUUUGGAGGAUACGAAGGACGAGGAGACUUUUCUGGUCCAUCCUCACGACGAGGGUCUUGGGGUGCAGGUCCGCGAGGAGGAGGCUACUACGGCGGUGCGCCAUCUGGCCCACGCGGUUCCAGCAGCGGCCCUGGUGGAGCGGCACCUUUUGCUCCUUCGUUCCGCGGGUCUAACAACUCGACUGCUACGACCUACCCUCGUACAAUGCGGUUCCGAGACCAUCUUUCCGACCUCCCCAAGGAGAUUCCCGGGGGUCAGAGAGCCCCUGAACUGUACGACAAGAGCAAGAUCUUGAAGCUCGAGGCAGAGGCUCAAAAGUUGAGGGAGAUGAUUGAUAAGAAAGAGGACGCGAAGAGACAGAAACUCAGGGAAUGGGACAGUCUUGAACGUGAGGCAGAAACGGCCCAGCUGAGGGUUGAUCUUGCUGAGGGUUCAUUGCGAAACAUAAAUGGAGAGGCGGAUGUUAGUGAUGCCUUCUAG